UGUUACUCCUGCUGCUUUACUCUUCCUUUGUGUGUUUUUUUUCUUCCUGAACAGCUCUAUGAGAUCGACAAGAUCCGGAUUCUCUACCAGCAAAUGCGCCACUUAGAGCAGAACUACGGCGCAGACGCUUCCAAAUACCAGAACAUCGUAGGCCUUCGGAUUCCCAAAACCACUUCUCCACCUCCCACCACCAAACCUCCACCUCUACCCACCACCCAUCCAUCAGUGCUGUCUCUCCCACAGUCUGAUGUUAUAUACUUGUGCAAUCCCAAAGACCCGCUCUGUAAGCCCAGAAUUGUCUAUGUGCCCACUGGUGCUGUCGUCAUACCCUGUGAUCCACGCUACCACCCUAGCUGUACGCUGAGUAUGCCUACUGAGGGCCCUUCUGAAGCCACUGAGCUGCAUUCCACCAUCCAUCCGCCUGUGCCAAAACCUCCCAGCAUCAUCAAAGGGAUGGAGAAUGACUGUGACCCUUACUGGGACCCUGACUUCUUGAUUGAAAACCUACCGAGACCUGUAAAAUUGAGCGAUCCUCCACUAUCUAACCUCCCCAGUAAAUCUCUGCUCGUCAACAGAGCAGAAAAAGAGAAUGAAAAGGACCAUCUGGCUUCAUCAUCAGAGGACAAAAGGACUUUGGAUGCUUCUUAUCUCCUCAAUGAGCCAUCUGAUUACUACAGGGAUCUUUAUGAUCCUUAUCGGUAUGUUAAUCCAGCCCCUGGUCCUCAGUAAGACUGUGACUAUGUACAAAAUGCAUAAUACUGGAAAAAUAGUGGGUCAAAAUGGCAGACCACUAUACAUUACUCUAAUACUGGAAGUAAAA
Ictalurus punctatus (channel catfish) is the source of this 820-nucleotide messenger RNA. RefSeq names its product actinodin3 (gene and3). The annotation marks the transcript as partial. NCBI's taxonomy places the organism in Eukaryota, Metazoa, Chordata, Actinopteri, Siluriformes, Ictaluridae. The record is from RefSeq and is a predicted model, not a curated record. The transcript has a single exon.